This is a messenger RNA of Acromyrmex echinatior (Panamanian leafcutter ant), 2045 nucleotides long. RefSeq lists its product as uncharacterized. Gene Ontology annotation, molecular function: DNA-binding transcription factor activity, RNA polymerase II-specific; RNA polymerase II cis-regulatory region sequence-specific DNA binding. The record is from RefSeq and is a predicted model, not a curated record. Gene Ontology annotation, cellular component: nucleus. NCBI's taxonomy places the organism in Eukaryota, Metazoa, Arthropoda, Insecta, Hymenoptera, Formicidae. Gene Ontology annotation, biological process: cell differentiation; regulation of transcription by RNA polymerase II.
UAUGACACGCAGUGAGAGAGCGAUCGAUAGCUGAUGAGACCGUUGUCGGAAUUUGAUAAGUUUUGAGCUCCAUCUUUCGAUUAACAAAACUGUCUUGAGUGAGAUCAUCUACGUGUAGAGACCUUAGCAAAACAGAAAGAGAAACAGGAGGAAAGAGGGAUGAAGAGAAGGGCGAGAAGAAGGCGAAGCAUCUCUUAGGUGGGGGUUGGUCGAGUGAAAGAGGGAGGCUCUUCUCGAGGGAGGAAGGGCGAGUUGUGGGUUGAGUGUGGUAAUUCGAAAAAUAAGUCUCCGCGGGCGACAAGCACACUUGACCGAAGCACACUCGAAUCGGAAGGGUCGAGCACUCGGGAAUAACAAUUAAUAACGCCAGUCGGCCUACCAACGAUCUCUCUGGCUGCUCGAGAGUCUCCAGGGAUUAUGUGAACACGGAAGGCGACUAGCAUUCGUUGGCUGAUCCUCCAUUCUAACGUGUCGAUCAAACGAGAAUGACAGCAUCCUGCGUGAUUGAGAAAAUUCGACGUGUGAUCUUUCGAUUUUUUUCGACAAGUUUGCAAAAGUGAAAGAAGUCAAAGUUUUUUGUGAAGUAAAAACAAGGUAGUGAAUUUGCACGAUGACAAUUAGUAAGAUGUGACGAGACGAGUUUCCUGGAGUGUGUAGGUAAUCAAUGAUGGUUGUAAUUAUGAAGAAAAUUAAAGAAGAGAAAAUUUGAAGAGGAUAUCGAGUGCAUAGAAAGACCUAUUUUAAGACAGCUUUUGUUGUGAUCGUCGUGAGAAAAAAAACAAUAGCGAAGCAUAGAGUGAUGGAGGACGAGAAACAUAGCGAAGCUUCGCCGAAACCCCUUCAACCAACCCCCUUUAGUAUCGCUGAUAUCCUGAGUCGAAAAAAUUCUGGCGUGGAUUCGAGAAGAUGUGAUUUGGAGAAAAUCCAGGCCACCGUUUCCGUGCCGAUGAGAAGACACAAUCGUGAAUAUGAACGCGUGGAGAACGAGCAGUUUGACGGAAGUUACGAUCACGAUCAGGUGAUUCAUUAUCAAAGAUUGCCCACCCCAGAGCUGAAUAUGGCACAUGAGCUAGAUAUCUUGAGGAGGAACUUGGCGCAGGCAAAUUUAUCAAAUUUUGAAGGCCUCCCGCACUUGACCCAAGGAACUUUUAAGAAUCACUUCGAAACUCUGGGAAACCUGACGGCAUAUCAAUCUGUUAAAGAACCGGAAACUUCUCAUAGACAGCAGGAUGAAGCCUUGGACAUGAGUAAAAAUAAAUAUCUAGACGAGGCGGAGGACGACGCGUACGAAUCGCAAAAUUCAGGUCAAAGUUUGCAGAACAGAAAAAAGCGCAGCAGGGCAGCAUUCUCGCACGCGCAAGUCUAUGAACUGGAAAGAAGAUUUGCUGCUCAAAAAUAUUUGUCCGGUCCAGAAAGGGCAGAUUUAGCGCGUGGCUUAAAAUUAACGGAAACGCAAGUCAAGAUCUGGUUUCAGAAUCGACGGUAUAAGACCAAGCGGCGCCAACAGCAGGAAUUAGCCCUCGUAAACUCUGGAAGCGCCAGGCGCGUGGCUGUACGCGUUCUAGUACAUCCGGACGAACAUUUGAGGGGAUUGCCUCUUCGUGGUUCCGGACAACUUCCCGGGCAAAUGUCGAGCCCACAGAUUCAUCCCGCGAACAAAGCGCUCAGUGGUUUCCCGUAUUAUUGUCUGCCAUAUCAUCCGCUACUCUGUCCACCCCUACAUGCCACUCAUGUUCAGGUACAAAGCCCGAUUACAUCCGAUUUCGAUCCAAACCAAAUCUCGAAAAUCAAGGAUGAGAAGUGAAUGAUAGACUACUUUCGAAGUAUCAACUAUUGUUCCACAUCUAAACAAAGAUGAUGGUACUUCAGGAAACAAUGUCAAAAUAUCAUUUAGAGAAUACUUUGAUGAUACCUUUUAAGUAGAUAUAUUAUGAGACGAAUGUUGAGAAAACUCUUUUCCGGAAAAUGAUUUUGUCCGAGAAAUAAAUUGAAGGACUUGAAAUGAAUUGCAGGCAACAAUGUGCUCAACUACAUAAAAACUGUAU